CCCAUUUCAAGGUUUCCUCUCUCCAAUCCAGUCCGCUCCUUUGUAUCAACUGUCAUAAUGGGUUCCAGGCCAGAGUUGAAAGAGGAGGAUGAGUCGAGUUUCUGCAGUUUCUUUCGCAAUUUGGAUCAUCAGAAUGCGGAUACUAUCCGAAUAUUCGACCGAGGGGAUUACUACUCAGCGCACGGAGAGGAUGCGAAGUUUAUUGCUUCUACAGUUUACCGUACAACUGCCGUCCUACGCAAGUUAGGCCGAGAGCCGGGCCUCGAGUCCGUCACCAUGACUGUCAUGGUGUACCGUAAUUUCUUGAGAGAAGCCCUGUUUAGACUUAGCAAGAGGGUCGAGAUAUGGCAGUCUUCUGGGAAGAGGAUGGAUUGGAAGGUCUCCAAGCAGGCUUCACCGGGGAACCUCCAAGACAUCGAAGACGAACUCGGCGGCCAAGUUGAGAAUGCACCUAUCAUAUUAGCUGUAAAGGUCUCGGCGAAGGCGUCCGAGGCACGGAAUGUGGGAGUAUGCUUCGCCGAUGCGAGCGUGAGGGAGUUGGGCGUAACCGAAUUUCUAGACAAUGAUCUCUACUCAAACUUCGAAUCGCUUCUCAUUCAGCUCGGCGUGAAAGAAUGCCUUAUCCAGGCAGAUACUUCGAAGAAGGAUGUCGAACUCAACAAGCUUCGGACGAUUGCGGAUAACUGUGGAUGCGCUGUUGCAGAGCGGGGCUUUGCAGACUUUGCGACAAAAGAUAUCGACCAGGAUCUCCCAAGGUUGCUGAAGGACGAGCGUUCUGCCGUUACGCUUCCUCUGACUGAUUUGAAGCUGGCCAUGGGAUCUGCGGCUGCCUUGAUUAAGUAUCUGGGCGUAAUGUCGGAUUCGUCGAACUUCGGGCAGUAUCAGCUCUAUCAGCACGAUCUGACACAGUACAUGAAGCUUGAUGCGGCUGCAUUGAAAGCCCUCAAUCUAAUGCCAGGGCCCAGAGAUGGAGCGAAGACAAUGAGUUUGUUUGGACUCCUCAAUCACUGCAAGACACCGACUGGAAGCCGACUACUUGCACAGUGGCUUAAGCAGCCCCUAAUGAACGUGGCCGAGAUUGAGCGACGACAGCAACUGGUGGAAGCUUUCGUCAACGACACUGAGCUUCGACAGACGAUGCAAGAAGAGCACCUCCGUUCUAUCCCAGACCUCUACCGUCUCGCAAAGAAAUUCCAGCGCAAAGUAGCGAACCUAGAAGAUGUGGUACGAACAUACCAAGUCGUCAUUCGCCUCCCUGGCUUUCUUGGAACCCUAGAAUCUGUCAUGGACGAACAAUUCCGCGACCCUCUCGACGCUGAAUAUACCUCUAAACUACGAGGUUACUCCGAUGCUUUCGCCAAGCUUCAAGAGAUGGUUGAAACGACAGUAGACCUCGAGGCUCUGGACAACCACGAAUUCAUCAUCAAGCCCGAAUUCGACGACUCCCUACGCACAAUCCGCAAACGUCUCGACAAGUUAAAACACGAAAUGGAAUCCGAGCACUCGCACGUCGCACGCGAUCUCAGUCAAGAAAAGGACAAGAAACUCUUUCUCGAGAACCACCGCGUUCAUGGUUGGUGCUUCAGAUUAACCCGCAACGAAGCAAGUUGUAUCCGGAACAAGAGAGAAUACCAAGAAUGCUCGACACAGAAAAACGGUGUCUACUUCACUACAUCCACUCUCCAAGGCCUUCGACGCGAAUUUGACCAGCUCUCAGAAAAUUACAACCGUACCCAAUCCGGACUUGUCAACGAGGUUGUCUCCGUCGCGUCCUCAUACAUCCCCGUCCUCGAGAAACUCGCCGCCGUGCUCUCUCACCUGGACGUCAUCAUUUCCUUCGCCCACGUCUCCGUACACGCUCCCACCUCAUAUGUGCGUCCGAAAAUGCACCCCAGAGGCACCGGCAAUACCAUCUUAAUAGAAGCGCGCCACCCCUGCAUGGAAAUGCAAGACGACAUAUCCUUCAUCACAAACGACGUCUCUCUCAAACGCAACUCCUCUGAAUUCCUAAUCAUCACUGGGCCUAAUAUGGGCGGCAAAUCAACCUACAUUCGCCAAACCGGCGUAAUAGCACUCAUGGCGCAAAUCGGUUGCUUCGUGCCCUGUUCCUCCGCCGAACUCACAAUCUUCGACUGCAUUCUCGCCCGAGUCGGCGCCAGCGAUAGCCAAGUCAAAGGCGUCAGCACCUUCAUGGCGGAAAUGCUUGAAACCGCAAAUAUCCUUAAAUCCGCGACUAAAGAGUCGCUUAUCAUCAUAGACGAACUCGGACGUGGAACGAGUACGUAUGAUGGCUUCGGUCUCGCGUGGGCGAUUUCGGAAUACAUUGUCAAAGAAAUCGGAGCGUUUGCGCUGUUUGCAACGCAUUUCCAUGAACUUACCGCGUUAGUGGAUACGUAUCCACAGGUCCAGAAUCUGCACGUUGUGGCACACAUAGAGGAAGGUGAGAAGAAGAAGCGGGAGGUGACGCUGCUGUAUAAAGUCGAGCCGGGAGUGUGUGAUCAAUCUUUUGGUAUCCAUGUCGCGGAGCUCGUACGCUUUCCACAGAAAGUUAUUAAUAUGGCGAAGAGGAAGGCAGACGAGUUGGAGGACUUCUCGGGGAAGCAUGAAGAGGGCUAUGUCCAGGCGAGUAAAGAGGAGGUCGAGGAGGGGAGUAGGUUGCUGAAGGAGAUGCUGGCGAAGUGGAAGGUGGAGGUGGAGAGUCAGGGUUUGACGAAGAAACAGCAAGUUGAGAGGAUGAGGGAGUUGGUCAAGGAGAACCAGGCUUUAAGGGAGAAUGGGUUCUUUAAGGGGGUUCUAGCUUUGUAGACGAUAUUGUAAUGGGACGGGACGGCGGCGUUUCUGGGUUUCAGGAUCGGGAAGGGCCGCGAUACAGGCACGUUCUGUUUGUAC
Molecule: messenger RNA, 2889 nt
Organism: Lindgomyces ingoldianus
Lineage: Eukaryota; Fungi; Ascomycota; Dothideomycetes; Pleosporales; Lindgomycetaceae
Product: DNA mismatch repair protein
Exons: 3
Coding region: 58-2805 (915 amino acids)
Biological process (GO): mitotic recombination; mismatch repair
Cellular component (GO): nucleus; MutSalpha complex
Molecular function (GO): mismatched DNA binding; ATP-dependent DNA damage sensor activity; ATP binding
Source: RefSeq, a predicted model, not a curated record